Molecule: messenger RNA, 679 nt
Organism: Thecamonas trahens ATCC 50062
Lineage: Eukaryota; Apusomonadida; Apusomonadidae
Exons: 2
Coding region: 1-609 (202 amino acids)
Source: RefSeq, a predicted model, not a curated record
AUGUCUGACGGGAGCAAGUUUACGCGGGACGAACUGCUCGAGAUGCUGAAGGAGACGGAGGAGGACAUUGACGAAGCCGAGCGGGAGGCAUCGAUGUCGUCUGCCAUGGAUGUGCUGGCGGGCGAGCGGCGGCUACGUCUCAUUCGGGCCGAGUUGGCGGCUCUUGACGCUCGGGAGGCCGAGGCUGGAGCGAAGGAGGCGGGAAAGAGCAAGAAGAUGCUCAGUGCGUGCCGUGUUGUUGUGGCCAAGACUUGGGUUUCUGUGGCGGGCGCUGUGCCCGUCCGGGCCUACCGCAAGUACCGUCACCGGCAGGGCUCGGCCAAGCGGGCGACGUCGACCAAGCGCAAGGGCGGCGAGCGGGCCGUCUCCAUCGAUCAGCCCAUUCUCUUCCCCACAGCUGCUCCUGGCGAGGCUGUCGACAGUCCGCCGCCGUCGCCGCCUGCUGCCUAUGGAACAAAGUUGUUGCCCUUCCCCUUUAAGGCGAGCCUCUCGGACAUGGAGGCCCUCGACGACGACUGGUACACACAGCCCGAGUACCGCGCAUGGGUCGCAGAGUGGAACGCCCAGUUUGACUCGGACAGCAACCUGCCCCGUUCCGACUCGGACUAGCUUCCUCCACGUAUCCUACCGCCCUAUCUCCUUGCUUAGCCCGACGCCGUUAAACAUUCAUCAUGACCGA